UUCACACCCUUCAAAUACAUUUUAUUAUCAUAAUACGUUUAUUUAAAUGGAUAAAAUUAUCCACAAAUGCAAAUAUAUUAAUUUUUGGAGCUGCUUUAAAUGAGGGAAAAACUAAAUAAAAGCUUGUGAAAAGGAACGCAACGCAAGUAAAUGUCAGUUUGUUUUCAAACAAAAUAUUCCGUUUUUCUCUUUUCGAGUGAAUGGAUGCGCUCCGAGUAUUUUGUGGAUUUUUCUUGACGACUUGGCUUGUAAGGACACUGACGAUACUGCUUUUAAACGUAGACCUGGAAAAGUUUUGGAUAUCGCUUUCUCUGAACGACCCUUGCAUGAAAAUCUGGACUUUGUACUACUUUGGUAAACUGUUUGUGUUGUUAAUAAACAUGAACGCGAGCAAGUGUUGUGUGCGGAACUGCAAAAAUACACGUCCAGAUACUACCUUGCAUAAGUUCCCUGAUCCAGAAAAAGAGUUGGAUAGAUUUAAUUCUUGGAUUUUUGCAAUUGGUGGAAAUGUUUUAAUGAUGGAUCCCAAGUCUAUCUUUAAAAAUGGAAGAAUUUGCCACUCACAUUUUAACCCAAAAUUUUAUACUGCGAGCAAAAGACUUAGCAAAAAUGCAAUUCCAUCAUUGUUUUUAUCAGGUGUUCACUCAUCUUUGCCUGUUCAGCCUGCUCCAUCAAUUGUUGAGCAACCUACCCCAUCAACAUCUAAAGGUAUCCACUCAUCAUUGCCCUUACAAGAUGUAACUAACAUGACAAGGGAAACCAUGUUUUCGGGUCAGAGAUGUGAACAGGUGCUGCAGCCAACUGUUCUACCUCCAAAUCAGCCGGCUCCAUCAAUAUUUGAGCAACCUGCCCCACCUACAUCCAAAGGAAAACAAGGUGUCAAAAGAAAUAUUUUCAGUUUUGACACAGAGACAAUUAUGCUAAAAAGUAAAAUAAAAAAAUUACAAGGACAAAAGGAUUCUGCAAUGACAAGAUUGAAGAAAGCAUUAAAAUUGUCAGAAAAUGCAACAUUUAAGAAAGCACUUAGCAAAUUUUCACCAGCAGCAAAUAUUUUCACCAUGCUACAAUUUCGAGAGUCAGGGAAGCAUAAAUUAGGUUGCCGAUUUAAUAAGGACGAAAAAGUGAUGGCCUUAUCCCUGUAUAAACAGGGGCCCAGAGCAUAUCGCUGGCUAAGAAAGUUUUUGUACUGCCUUCCCACUAACACUUACCAGGAUGAUCUCACGGGCUUCAUUGCACCCCGGAAUUAA
This is a messenger RNA of Helicoverpa armigera (cotton bollworm), 1247 nucleotides long. RefSeq lists its product as uncharacterized. Bases 201 to 1247 code for a protein of 348 amino acids. The transcript is spliced from 5 exons. Lineage: Eukaryota; Metazoa; Arthropoda; Insecta; Lepidoptera; Noctuidae. The record is from RefSeq and is a predicted model, not a curated record.